CCCAGUUCUCUUACCUCGAUGGUGUAUGUGCGUGCAACUGCAAUUGCGUAAAGGCCAAGGCGUAAUCUUGCAUUUUGAGUUACAUACGUUCAACUUACAGAUGUGGGCAACUACGCAGUUAGUUCCUAAACUCUUUGUGAAUUUACCAGGUGCGUGUUAUUAAAAGGCGAGCCAAAAUGGCAGAUGUAACUUCUGUUCUUGGAAGCAUCAGUCAGAAGUUCCUUGAGUGCCCCAUAUGCCAUGGGAGAUACCAGCAACCGAAAAUCCUCGACUGCCUGCACACCUUCUGCCAAGAAUGCCUGGUAACAUUACAGCAAUUUUCAUCAGAGCAUCGGUCAAGGAGCUUCAUUCAAUGCCCAGUCUGCAAUCAGAAGUCCAAACUCCCUGAGCAGGGCAUUGGCAAGUUGAAAACUAAUUUCCACCUUGUUGGCCUUAUUGAAGAGAUCUCUGUGCAUGAACAGGUAGCACAGAGUGAACAGAACAAAAAGGGGCAUAUCUGUGGGUGUUGUGAUGAGGAGGAGGCCGUCUCAAAAUGUAUCAACUGUAUCCAGAAUCUUUGCCUAAAGUGCCAGAUAGUGCCCCAACACGUUGCGGCUAUACUAGCGAAACACACGGAAGCAUCACUGGAUGAUCUCAGUUUCGGUAAGAUUGCUCACAGAUUUAGGAAGCAGAGAGAAGCAGCUGAGUGCCCACUGCACUCUGGUGAGGAGAAAAAAUUCUGUGAAACCUGCGAAGAACUGGUCUGCCAACACUGCCCUUGUGAUUGCGAGAAAAGCGAAAGUGGCAGCACGUGUCAUUUGAAAAUUGACUUGAAAUCAGCCGCCUCAGAUGGAAGAAAGUUGUUCAGAGAGAUGUUGGAAAAACUCCAGAUCACCCUCUCUGAAUUUAAAUCCACUUUAGAUGCUGUUAAAAAGAAGAGGCCAGAAUGUGGUGGAUACCUUGAUGGUGUCAAGAAACAAGUGCAGGAGCAUGCUAGCAAAGUUCAUGCAGAGGUUUCUGCUGAAGAAUCACAUCUUGUCUUUCAACUGUCCAAAAUUCGAAGGAACCAACAGGAAACCCUUAUCAAAAGAGGUACAGCCAUAGAGUCUGCAAUAGAAAAGAUGAGUACUACCAAAGAAGUAGCAGAUGCUUUUUGUGAAACUUCAGAAGAUCAGGAUUUCCUGGCGGUGUUCCCUCUCAUCAGACAAGCUUUAGAGGCUCAUUUGAGCAGAAAAACAUCUGACAUCCAUAAAGGGCUACCUCUCUGGGAUUUCCGAAAAAGGGAAGGAAAAUGUGAGAUUGGUACUUUAGUGAAAACGGGAAUGAACACAUUUCUACCACACGAAUUGCAUGACCAAGCAUUCUCAGGUUUAUUUAUCAUUUAG
Molecule: messenger RNA, 1364 nt
Organism: Acanthaster planci (crown-of-thorns starfish)
Lineage: Eukaryota; Metazoa; Echinodermata; Asteroidea; Valvatida; Acanthasteridae
Product: E3 ubiquitin-protein ligase TRIM56-like
Biological process (GO): positive regulation of type I interferon-mediated signaling pathway; innate immune response
Cellular component (GO): nucleoplasm
Molecular function (GO): ubiquitin protein ligase activity; zinc ion binding
Source: RefSeq, a predicted model, not a curated record